UGGAGAUCGAUCUACGUUAAUCCAGCAAUGUUCCGCGGUGGCGGCAGAAGCAAGACGGUGGCGACGAGCACGAGCACGGGUAAUGAGCUGCCCGUCGACGGCGUGGUGCGGGUGAGGAAAGUGGAGAGGAUCCAGCCGCACAACCUCGUCUCCAGGCCAUCGGUACUCCACGGCGACCACGCCACCUCGCCGGCGACUUCCGGACCGGCGGAGAGCCUGGCCGUCAGCGUCGUCCGUAUAGGGGACAUAGUGAUAGUGGACGACAAAGACAAACCCGAUGGCUUACUCUCGGUGUCUAUCGCGUAGAACUUUUAAUUGUAAGUUGGCGACUGCGUCAUACUAUGAGCGACACGCGCGUGUAGCGUAUAAUAAUGCAUCCUCCCAGGGAAACAUCCACACCAAUGGUUAGUCGGCUAUGGACAUCUGUGUCUUAUGUACAAUUGCAGUAGUAGCUGAUCAGAGGAUCCAGGAAACAAAAAUAAA
Triticum dicoccoides is the source of this 483-nucleotide messenger RNA. RefSeq lists its product as uncharacterized. The transcript has a single exon. The record is from RefSeq and is a predicted model, not a curated record. The coding region runs from base 28 to 306 and encodes 92 amino acids. NCBI's taxonomy places the organism in Eukaryota, Viridiplantae, Streptophyta, Magnoliopsida, Poales, Poaceae.